AUGGAGGUCGACGACGCCGCAGCGGCAGGGGGCAUCCUCAGCGACCUCGCUGGAGAGGAGGCCAUCGAGCGCCUGCAAGCCGAUGCUGGGCGCAGCGGCACGCAGCACAAGAUCUACGGGCGGCGCCUGCUGGACGCGCUCCGCGCCACGGGUGGCGGGCAGCCGCGCGCCGUCAAGGCCGCGGCCGACUCGGCACUGGCGCUCACGGCGCGCGGGCAGACGCAGUGGGGCCGCGCCAUCCUGCUUGCCGGCGCCGCCUGCAGCCGGCGCCGCAUGCUGGUCAAGGCGGGCGGCAAGAUCCGGCGGCGCCACCGCCGACCGAACAAGAGCAGCAAAGCGGCCUCUUUUUCCCAGGAGGAGGAGGGCAGGGGCAAGGUGCAGGAGCGGCUCCGCGUGCUGGGCCGCCUCGUCCCGGGCUGCCGGAAGCUCCCCGCGCCGGACCUGCUGGAGGAGGCGGUCGACUACGUGGCGGCGCUGCAGAUGCUGCGCGCGAGAACGUCGGACACCUGCCCGUCAACGUCGACCAAGUAG
This is a messenger RNA of Setaria italica (foxtail millet), 531 nucleotides long. Its product is annotated as transcription factor bHLH150-like. Gene Ontology annotation, molecular function: protein dimerization activity. Gene Ontology annotation, biological process: regulation of DNA-templated transcription. Lineage: Eukaryota; Viridiplantae; Streptophyta; Magnoliopsida; Poales; Poaceae. The transcript has 3 exons. The coding region runs from base 1 to 531 and encodes 176 amino acids. The record is from RefSeq and is a predicted model, not a curated record.